Molecule: messenger RNA, 651 nt
Organism: Panicum virgatum (switchgrass)
Lineage: Eukaryota; Viridiplantae; Streptophyta; Magnoliopsida; Poales; Poaceae
Exons: 1
Coding region: 1-651 (216 amino acids)
Source: RefSeq, a predicted model, not a curated record
AUGGCAGGGCCCACAACCCACUUCUCCCAUCCCGACCACGAGCUCAAGCUCAGGGACGGCUACCUCAUGCCACGCAUCUGCGACCUGUGCGGGGAGAAGAUCGCCGGCAGAGGCUACAGCUGCCAACGGCGGCGCUGCGGCUUCGACCUGCACGAGGAGUGCGCCACGUACCCGGAGGUCCUGAGCUCCUUCUUCGUGCACCCGUGGCACGACCUCACCCUCUCCCGCGCCGACGACGGCGGCGGCGGCGGCGGCGAUGACGGCGAGCCACGGGCGUACUGCCACGUCUGCCGCGAGGACGUCCCCGCCGGCGCCUUCCUCUACCGGUGCGCGCCGUGCGGGUUCGCCAUGCACCCGCGGUGCUCGCGGCUGCCGCGGGCCGUGCGCAGCGAGCUGCACCCGGAGCACGGCCUCGACGCCGUGUCCGGGAUGGGGACCUGCGCGGCGUGCGGCAAGCCCUGCUACGUCUGGGUCUACCGCUGCGGGCUGUGCAACGUGGACCUCCACAUCGCCUGCCUCCACGGCGCCAGGCCCUCCAGCGGCGGCGCGGGAGGACAGGCCGCCGGGGCGUCGCCGGGUGGGGCGGCGCUAUUGGGAUCUAUCGUGGCAGCCGGAGCAGCUCUCAGCAACAUGCUCGAGUCGGAUGAUUGA